GCUUUACGCACACGGUCGACCGUCGCGCGCGCCAUGCAGCCGAGGCAAGCCCGGGUGGGCAUGGUGGGAGCGGGACGGAAGAGGAGGAAAAGGAGCAGGAGCAGUCCUUCGACAAGGCAGGAGAGGAGGCGAGGAGGGAGGAGGCAGGCGAUGAGCAAGAUGGUGGGGGAGGUGAUGCGGAUGACAAUGGUUAUGGCUGCGAUUGCUCUGGUGGUGAUGGAUGGAUCUGGGCUGGUGCUAGCGGUGGAUGCGACCGGCAUUGCCGAUGGCCUCCUUCAUCCUCUGCCUCCUGUCCCGGGCAUGAUCCCGCACUAUGGCACAUCGGACGCUGCGCCGGAUACACAGAUGGCUCUAACAGAAGCGGGAGGCUCAGUUGUUGCUGUCUUCAAGUCGGCGUACUCGCUAGCCAAUGCCUCGUCGGCGUCGACUACUGCAGUCCACCUCGCAACCAGCCGCCAGCCGGCUUACGGCGAUGAUGCUGGGCCGAGCUGGCGACGGACGAUGGCGCUGCCGCUGGCCUCACCGCCGUCUCCGUCGGGCGUCUCGGCAGCGUUCCCGGUUGUUGCUCGUGGCCCUGGCGCAGAGUCUGUGGCGCUGGCAUGGCUGGAAGGCCCGUUGCUUGUGGCGUCAACAGCACAGGUCAACGCCAGCGGCAUUGUCUCGCUGGCGUCACCACAGGUGGUGGCUCCAGGUCCCCCGCCGGCACUGACGCCGGCGAUGUGUCAUGGCGCUGAGGUUGAUGCCACGCUUGUUGCCUACGCUUCGGCUGGCAACGUGUUUGUGGCAGCCUUGGGCGCAAGCAGCGGAGGAUGGUCGGCGCCAAUUGCCGCCAGUCCGGGCAUGGAAGCGUCUGGGACGUCGAACCAUGGGCCAGACGUGGCGUUUGGCGCGGCCAAUGCUACGUUUGGCGUGGCAUGGUAUGGGUCCGGAUGGGACGGGACCGACUUUGACAUCCUCUUCUCGCGAUGCUGGGUGCCCGGAGGCGAUGCCGGGCGGCUCGAGUGCCAGCCCGGCGUGGUGGUGGGCGGCUCGGCGGCGUUUGACGUUCAGCCCGUGGUGGCGACGGCUGGCAACGGCACGUGGACGGUGGCAUGGGCGUCGACUCGGACGGCGCUCGGGCCACUGAGCCUCGGAUCAGACCUGGAUCUGCUCGCGGCGGUCUCGCAUGAUAAUGGGGUGACCUGGAACGCGCCGGCGCUGGUCAACAGCUAUGCUGCGGCGGACGACAGUGGCGCGCUCGAUGCGGCGCCGAGUCUGGUGUGGAUGCCCGAGUACCCUGGCGGUGGGCAUGUUCUCGCGGCGUGGCAGUCAACAGCGGACGUGGGCGGGACCGGAACCGACUCGGACAUCAUGGUGGCGGUUUCGACUGACUGCGGUGCGUCGUGGGGCGCGGCGCAGCCGAUGUUGGCUGCCGCUGCAACCGGGGCAGCGACGACCGAUCUUGCCCUGGUGCUGAGCAGGGUGCCUGGCGUCGGGGUGCUUUCCGGCUACGAGACGACGCAACCGAGCUCGGACGCCGACACGGUGAGUGUCUUGCUGGCGUACGCCGAGUGCGGCAAUGGCGCACUUGAGCCGGGCGAAGAGUGCGAUCCGGGCUCAGCCGGGCCGUGGGGAUGCUGCUCGGCGGAGACGUGUCAGUACCUCGAUGUAGGCACACUUUGUCGGCCAGUCAACGGCUCACUACCAUGCGAUGUGGCUGAAGCGUGCGUGGUGGGGGCCGGCGGCACGGUCGUCUGCCCGGACGACGGGUACAUGGCUGCAGGCAGCGACUGCUCGUUUGCAGAGCCGUGUUACGGCGCGCCGGUGUGCGGUAGCCGCGGCGAGUGCGUCCAGUCCGGCGGGCUGACAUGUGUGUGCGGUAACGGCGUGGUCGAUGCCGACGAGGAGUGCGAUGACGGGAACACAGCCAACGGGGACUGCUGCUCGUCCGAGUGCAAGCUCGAUCCAGCCAACACGCCAUGCGACGACGGGUCGUCGUGUACCGGCCCAGACGUGUGCUCGGCGUUUGGCACAUGCACUGGUGCCAAUCUGUGCCCUCCACCGCCACCAUCGCCGCCACCGCCACCGCCAUCACCACCGCCACCACCGCCGUCGCCGCCGCCGCCGUCACCGCCACCGCCAUCUCCGUCGCCGUCACCGCCACCGUCACCGCCGUCACCGCCGCCGCCGCCGUCACCACCGCCGUCACCGCCGCCACCACCACCAUCACCGCCGGCACCACCAGCUCCAAUGGGAGACAGUUCACCACCGCCUCCUCCACCGAUGCUGUCUCCCGCGCCUCCAUUCCCUGCACCGUCGAGCGCGGGUGGGCCUGGGAGCCUGGUUGCACCUGCGCCUUUGCCACCGCUUCAGAACCCGUCCUCUGCGCUGUUUUGGGUGGUGUGGCUUCUUCUCUUGCUUGUGCUUGUUUUGCUCGGCCUGGUAGCAUACUUUGUGGCCACGCAUGUGGCGCGUAAGAACACUCGUGUGGCGCCCGAGGUGGUGACAACGCCCAAGCCUGCAGCCGAUGUGACCGUCGUAGAGGCGAGCGGCCGGUGGGCUGAGCCAUCGACAGCCGACUCAUCGUCAUCGAACGAGCUCUCGUCGGUGGCGUCUCGACUGUAUGCAACGCCUGCGCCGGCCACACCGGGGUCGAAGGCUUGGAUGCGGCGGCCAGCGUCGCUGAUGGCGUCUGCACCGUCGACGCCGUUUGGCAAGGCGCGCUGCAACACUGACGAGCAUGGCCUGAGCUCGACGUUCCCAGAAGUGAUGGCGGGCGGCGCCGACGAUGACGACGACGUGCCGCUGCGGACGGUAUUUGAGACGGCGCUGCAUCACGCACCGUCGCCCAAUUCGUCGCUUGACUUUCGGCACGGGAACACGCCCGGCGCAGCAGACGAGCCGGCGGAGGAGGUGUGGGAGAGCUUGUCGUCUGCACGAGGACCGACGUCGAGCUCGAGUGACUCGCACGGCUCGUCUCUUGCGAGGCCCGAGACGCCUGCGCGCGGAGGGGCUGCACUGGGGAGCUCACCACAGAUCGAGAGAGCGGUCGAGGUCACGCUCGUGGACGCGGUCUCGUUCCUGGUCGAGGGAUCGGUCGCGGUCGAGGGACCGGUCACGGUCGCAGGAUCGGUCGCGGUCGAGGGACCGGUCACGGUCGCAGGAUCGGUCGCGGUCGCAGGAUCGGUCAUACUCAUCGAGAUGUUACUCGCGGGAUCCGACGCGCAGCAAGUCGCGCUCGUCAGUUGGAGCUCGGGCGCGAACACCCCCGAGCUGCAGCUCACGAGCGCCGAGCAAUGCCUCGCUGACUUCGCCGAGCAAUCUGUCACGAGCAUCAAGCUCGCGGAUUCCGAGUCGGAGCAACUCGGGACGGCAGCAGACGCCGAGCCGCAGCAACUCGGGGCGGACGGGUCGAGGGCGGACGCCGAGCCGCAAUAA
Messenger RNA from Thecamonas trahens ATCC 50062, 3417 nucleotides. RefSeq lists its product as uncharacterized. The transcript has 2 exons. NCBI's taxonomy places the organism in Eukaryota, Apusomonadida, Apusomonadidae. The coding region runs from base 34 to 3417 and encodes 1127 amino acids. The record is from RefSeq and is a predicted model, not a curated record.